Molecule: messenger RNA, 1655 nt
Organism: Fulmarus glacialis (Northern fulmar)
Lineage: Eukaryota; Metazoa; Chordata; Aves; Procellariiformes; Procellariidae
Gene: DDX43
Product: DEAD (Asp-Glu-Ala-Asp) box polypeptide 43
Exons: 15
Molecular function (GO): RNA helicase activity; RNA binding; ATP binding
Source: RefSeq, a predicted model, not a curated record
GUCGGGGCGGAACUAAAAUAAGAGAACUUGAGGAUUCUUCGGGUUCCAGGAUAAAGGUUAUAAAGGGAACCUAUGAAGCUGAAGUAAAGAUUUUUGGCAGUGUUGCUGUGCAAAACAAAGCCAAGAUGUUGAUUGACGAUGCUGUUACAAGAUCUGGACAAAACUAUGUUAGAGGAAAAACCUUGGACGUUAUCAAGCCUGAAAAUAACCCAAAGAAAUUGGUGAUUAACUGGGCCUCUCUUCGAGAAAACAAAGCUAAAUACGAAGCUAUGAAGUGGGCAGAUUUGCCUCCAAUUGAGAAAAACUUCUAUAAAGAAUCAUCAAGGACUGCAUCUAUGUCACAAGAAGAAGUGGAAUUGUGGCGGAAAGAAAAUAAUAAUAUAAUCUGUGAUGACUUAAAAGAAGGUGAAAAGCGCUGCAUUCCCAAUCCCGUUUGUAAAUUUGAAGAUGUAUUUGAACAUUAUCCUGAUAUUAUGGCUAAUAUAAGAAAAAUUGGUUUUCAAAAACCUACACCAAUUCAGUCCCAGGCAUGGCCGAUCAUACUCCAAGGGAUUGAUCUUAUUGGUAUAGCACAGACUGGUACGGGGAAGACAUUAGCAUACUUAAUGCCUGGAUUCAUUCACUUGACUUCACAACCAAUAUCCAAAGAUCAGCGUGGGGGGCCAGGAAUGUUAGUCCUUGCUCCCACUCGAGAACUAGCACUUCAAGUACAGGCAGAGUGUUCGAAGUAUGCAUACAAAGGAAUUAAAAGUAUUUGCAUAUAUGGUGGUGGGGACCGAAAAGGACAGAUAGACGUGGUUACCAAAGGUGUGGAUAUUGUUAUUGCUACUCCUGGCAGACUGAAUGAUCUUCAAAUGAACAACUUCAUAAAUUUGAAGAGCAUAACAUACUUGGUUUUAGAUGAGGCUGACAGAAUGUUGGAUAUGGGAUUUGAACCUCAGAUAAUGAAGAUCCUGAUAGAUGUGCGGCCUGACAGACAAACUGUUAUGACAAGUGCUACUUGGCCCGAUGGUGUUCGUCGCCUAGCGAAAUCCUAUUUGAAAAAUCCUAUGAUUGUAUAUGUUGGCACUCUUGACUUAGCAGCAGUAAAUACAGUAGAACAGAGAGUUAUUGUUAUCGCGGAGGAGGAAAAGAGAGCUUUCAUGCAACACUUCAUUGACUCUAUGAAGCCAAAAGAUAAGGUCAUCAUUUUUGUGGGAAAAAAACUUACAGCUGAUGACUUGGCAAGUGACUUUGGUCUCCAAGGAAUUCCAGUACAGUCACUUCAUGGUAACAGGGAACAGUGUGAUCGAGAACAGGCUUUAGAUGACUUCAAGAAAGGCAAAGUCAGAAUACUGGUAGCUACUGACUUAGCGUCUCGUGGCCUUGAUGUGCAUGAUAUUACUCAUGUUUUUAAUUUUGACUUCCCCCGCAACAUUGAAGAAUAUGUUCAUAGAGUAGGUCGUACUGGAAGAGCAGGACGUACUGGGGAGGCAGUAACGCUUGUCACUAAGAAUGAUUGGAGGGUUGCAUCUGAGCUGAUUGAAAUUCUGGAAAGAGCGAACCAAGUAGUUCCUAAUGAGCUUAUUGCAAUGGCAGAAAGAUACAAACAAUUUCAAAUCAGAAAAGAAAUCGAAAAGGAUAUACGAAGACCUCAGAGAAAGCCCUUAAAAUAA